This is a messenger RNA of Hirundo rustica (Barn swallow), 2935 nucleotides long. It is a transcript of the gene SLU7, whose product is annotated as SLU7 homolog, splicing factor. The transcript has 16 exons. Bases 227 to 1969 code for a protein of 580 amino acids. Gene Ontology annotation, molecular function: pre-mRNA 3'-splice site binding. Gene Ontology annotation, biological process: mRNA splicing, via spliceosome. NCBI's taxonomy places the organism in Eukaryota, Metazoa, Chordata, Aves, Passeriformes, Hirundinidae. The record is from RefSeq and is a predicted model, not a curated record. Gene Ontology annotation, cellular component: spliceosomal complex.
GGAUUCGAGAGGGUGGCUUCUGUAGGCUCCGAGCAAGUGCUGGUGUGUCCCCCGCCCGCGCCUGUGCCCGGGCCUGGCGCGGCUCCCCCGCGGUCGUUCGCUCGCGUCCCUUCCGGGGUACGCGCAGGCCCAGGUCACACGUAAACAAUAAGGGAAUUUUGUGUUUUCGGCAUUGGGGCUUCUUUUUCAGGACAGAGGGUUUUUUCUGCUAAGGAAGAAAGCUCAAAUGGCCUCAGGUGCGGUAGCGAACGCCCCUCCUGCAGGAGGGGCAAAUGAUGUGAGCCUGGAGGAACCAAAGAAGAUGACAAGGGAGGAUUGGAGGAAAAAGAAAGAAUUAGAAGAACAGAGAAAACUAGGAAAUGCACCAGCUGAAGUGGAUGAAGAGGGAAAAGACAUCAACCCUCAUAUUCCUCAGUACAUCUCCUCGGUACCCUGGUACAUAGAUCCUUCUAAAAGACCCACUCUAAAGCAUCAGAGACCUCAGCCAGAGAAACAGAAACAGUAUAACUCCUCUGGAGAUUGGUACAAACGAGGAGUUCAGGAGCACGCUGUGGCCACCAGGUACCGCAAAGGAGCCUGUGAGAACUGCGGGGCACUGACACACAAGAAGAAAGACUGCAUGGAGAGACCCAGGAAAGUUGGAGCAAAAUAUACAGGGAUGAACAUUGCCCCAGAUGAACACGUGCAGCCUCAGCUGAUGUUUGAUUACGACGGGAAGCGAGACCGGUGGAAUGGUUAUAACCCCGAGGAGCACAUGAAGAUUGUUGAGGAAUAUUCCAAGGUUGAUUUGGCCAAACGUACCCUGAAAGCCCAGAAGCUUCAGGAGGAGCUGGCAUCAGGGAAGCUGGAGCAAGUGAACUCCCCAAGACACCAGUGGGGAGAAGAGGAAUCAAAUUCACAGACAGAAAGAGAUCAUAACAGUGAAGAUGAAGAUGAAGAUAAAUACGCAGAUGACAUUGAUAUGCCUGGGCAGAACUUUGAUUCUAAAAGACGCAUCACAGUCCGAAAUUUACGUAUUCGAGAAGAUAUUGCUAAAUACUUGAGGAAUCUAGAUCCAAACUCUGCUUAUUAUGAUCCCAAAACAAGAGCAAUGAGGGAGAACCCUUAUGCCAACACAGGCAAGAAUCCAGAUGAAGUUGGUUAUGCAGGUGACAACUUCGUUCGCUACACAGGCGAUACCAUUUCAAUGGCACAGACUCAGCUGUUUGCCUGGGAGGCUUAUGACAAAGGCUCUGAAGUUCAUCUGCAAGCGGACCCUACAAAACUAGAGCUCCUUUAUAAAUCUUUCAAAGUGAAAAAAGAAGAUUUCAAGGCACAGCAGAAAGAAAGCAUCCUAGAGAAGUAUGGAGGACAAGAACAUUUAGAUGCCCCUCCAGCUGAACUUCUGUUAGCUCAAACAGAAGAUUAUGUGGAGUAUUCUAGGCAUGGAACAGUCAUCAAAGGACAGGAGAAAGCUAUUGCUUGUUCUAAGUAUGAAGAGGAUGUGAAGAUCAACAACCAUACAUGCAUUUGGGGUUCGUACUGGAAAGAAGGCAAGUGGGGUUACAGGUGCUGUCACUCCUUUGUCAAGUACUCCUACUGUACAGGAGAAGCUGGGAAAGAAAUUGCUAAUACAGAGGCAAGUUUAAUGGAAGAGCAGCCUGAGGAGGAAGAACACAUGACAAAACCCAAAACACUGAUGGAGAUCCACCAAGAGAAACAGAAGGAGAAGAAAAAGAAGAAGCACAAGAAGAGCUCAAAUUCCGACAGUGAGGGUGAAGAGAAAAAGAAGCAAGAAAAACUAAAAAAGGCUCUAAAUGCUGAAGAGGCUCGACUUCUCCACAUCAAAGAAAUCAUGCAGCUGGAUGAGAGGAAGAGGCCGUACAACAGCCAGUAUGAAGCCAGGGAGCCAACAGAAGAGGAGAUGGAGGCCUACAGAAUGAAACGGCAGAGACCUGAUGACCCCAUGGCGUCUUUCCUGGGCCAGUAGUCACAGGGGCAUCGUUCCAGUGCACCAGGCUUCUUCCACAGUUGUUUACAACUCUAGACACUUCAUUCCCUUGCACAUGUCUAAAAAGGCAGAAACCUUUUUGUGCUCUGAAGGAAUUUCUGAAAGCUUCUUUCAGCAGACAUGAGCAGCCUAGUACUUGAGUUUUGUAAAUGUGUAUGUGUACAGAUACAGGCACAUAUAUAUAACAUAUGUAUAGAUAAAAUACAUGCAGCUACUCUGUUAAGUUCUUGAAGAAGAGAUCUGACUGAAAUCCUGGGUUUAUUUGGCCAACUAAUACACGCUUACAUUUUUUAUAUAUAUAUAUAUAUAUAUAUAUAUAUAUAUAUAUAUACUUGGCCAACUAAUGCAUGAAGUUGUGAUACAGUAAAACUGACUAGUCAGAAGAAAUGGUCAGCAGGUGUCAAUAUAGAAUGGUUGACAAAAUAUAGGCACAACUGCUCCUAGGGCUUCUUACUUGUAAAGCCUGUCUCAUGACUGUGAAAGAAUGUUUCUUGAUCACUUUGCAAUUAGUACUUUGGAAAUGUAAAUGUUAAUUGCUUUGUUCUCGUUAAAUCAGUCUAAAGAUCUUAAGUGCUGUCUAGCCUUUUAAAUGAAAGGGUUAGGAGAAGCUGACUGUAGAGUUUAAGUUCCAGUUGUUUCUUCAGAUGUAUUGCCACAGGAAUUUCAGUUGCAAAGAUCUGAGUUCUUUGGUUUCUGUUUGAUAACUGUGUCCUGUUACAUGGUGUGACACCAAGUGUCAGGCAGCAGCGUCUGCUUUGGUUUGGCAAUGUUAGUCCUUAAACUGGAAGUUUUCCCCUUUUAAGUAAUUAAAAGAUGAAGAACUGGGUAAAAAACUGUACAGCAUGACUUCAGAGGUAGAAGGCUUGGGAAUUACUUCUGUUGAAGCUUAAACUAUCUUUCCAAGCAAAAACUGCUCUUUUCCACAAAUUACAUACAGAAAACAAA